Molecule: messenger RNA, 1721 nt
Organism: Ceutorhynchus assimilis (cabbage seed weevil)
Lineage: Eukaryota; Metazoa; Arthropoda; Insecta; Coleoptera; Curculionidae
Source: the annotation of a GenBank genome assembly
GCCAGAUGCUCUUAUAUUUCCUGAGUGGGAAAUUAUUUCUUUAGUUUUUGAUAAUGUGAUAUUUGUAUGCACUUAUAGUUUAAAUUCGAGUUUCAUCAUGGAUAAGGCUUCUCAUUUAGAGUUGCCAAUGAUGAUGGUGAUUUGCAACACCCAGUUCUAUAUUCACAUCCUCAGAGAAACUGCCACCAAAGAUGCAUAAGUAUGCAUAAUUUUUUUUCGGAUUGAUAAUAGACAGUUUUUAUACAGGAUGACUCAAAUAAAAGAUAUCAUAACCUCAUUUUUUUUAAGGAACGCCCUUUGAAAAUAUAAUAAUUGUUGAAUGAAUUUGGGGUGGGAUUGCAGUUGAUAAUGCCGCUUUAACACGAUUUUUUACCUUUCAUUUUGUAUUAUCUUUUAUUGUUUUUGCUUUACUUAUCGUACUUUCACUGGAAAUGGACUUCUGGCGCAGAGCUGCCAGUAAAUCACGCCUGGACCGGGUGAAUAACCAUUGCAUAACGGAAAUCAUAGGCGUACAGAAGACAUUACUUGAAGAAAUAGACCAACAGCAAUUGAUAUGGAAUGGACACAGAGAGAAUGGACGAGGAGCGACUCCCUAAACAAAUCCUAAGAUGGAAAUCUUCAGAAAGGAGAAAAAGGGUUAGACCGAGGACUAACUGGCUUGGAGGAAUACACCGAGCCAUGUCAGAAAGAGAUCUGCACCAAGGAGACUCGGAAAACCAAAAGCAAUGGAGACUGGAACCAGAAGAUGUAGGACUCCAUAUAACCGGAUAUAUGUAUGCUUCAUGCUUAUUCAUUUAUAGUUUCUCCAUUAAGCAAAUUCUAACAAAUUGCCCUAUUGACAUCAGAAAACUGCCAAGUUUUCAAAAAAAUUGCAACAUUAUCCUAAAAAUUAAUCGUGGCAAUUCGUCGUGAGAUAGCCUGUAAAUAAAUAUUAUUUUCUUAUGAAUACAACAAGUAGACUUGUAUAAGUAUCUGGGACAUGAGAUUCUUAUAACCAGAGUUAACCAUGACUCCUAAGAGAUAGCGCUAAAGUGUUGGCUUAAAUUGGGCAGUUUUUGGAAAAUUAAACAACACUCUAAAAUUCGAUAUUCCAACCUGUUUAAAGAGAAAGGUGUUCAACCAGUGUGUCCUUCCUGUGUUAAAAUACGGAGCAGAAACAUUGGCACUAAAGCCCAGUUGACACGGUCCAAGUGCACUUGGAUGACAACUUGGACCAAGUGGGUUGGCAAGUACACUUGCACCGUGUCAAGCAGACUUAACAAAAAAAGACAGAGUCCUUAACAUCAGACUUCGCCAAAUGUCUGGAGUAACAGCUGCUAUUGAACGCAUAACAACGUUAAAGUGGAACUGGGCUAGACACAUACCGAGAAUGGCAAACGGACGAUGGACAAAGUUGAUUUGAGUGGAGACCGCGACAAGGGGCCUUUCGAAACAGAGGUCGCCCACCAAAAAGAUGGACCGACGAUAUUAAAAUAAUAGAGCCAAAUUGGAUGAAUGCAGCACAGGGUCGAGGACGUUAGAUUAGGGAAGGCCUAUGUCCAGCAGUAGACGCAACCAGGCUAAUUGAUGAUACCUAUUUACCAUGAGAAUCCGACCAUCCUGUGGAUGGUGAUCCAUUCUCGUCAAACCUGUCUUGUCAAAGUAAAUUAUUGGACAAUUCUUAGAAUAGUAUUUUUUCAUUAAUGUUAUAUAAGCAUCGAUAACAUGGAUCUAAUUUAGAC